AUGGGGACUGGUUCUCAAGCCACUGGUGAUCUCUUCAGAUGGUUUUGUGUUGAAAGCGGAGAUGCUGAUAACCCUUCAGUGAUAUUAGUCCACGGUUUCCCUUCACAGGCAUAUUCUUAUCGCAAAGUUCUUCCCGUGCUCACUAAGGACUAUCAUGCCAUGGCUUUUGAUUGGCUGGGAUUUGGAUUUUCUGAUAAGCCUCAACCUGGAUAUGGUUUUGACUACACUCUAGAUGAAUAUGUAUCAUCUUUGGCGUCCACUUGUCAUGAACUAGCUGUUGGUAAAGUAUCACUUGUAGUUCAGGGCUACUUUUUCACCAGCAGUUUUAAGUAUGCGAGCUUGCACCAGGAAAAGCUCAACAACUUGAUACUCAUUAAUCCUCCU
Neltuma alba is the source of this 384-nucleotide messenger RNA. Its product is annotated as haloalkane dehalogenase-like. The annotation marks the transcript as partial. Gene Ontology annotation, molecular function: epoxide hydrolase activity. The record is from RefSeq and is a predicted model, not a curated record. NCBI's taxonomy places the organism in Eukaryota, Viridiplantae, Streptophyta, Magnoliopsida, Fabales, Fabaceae. The transcript is spliced from 6 exons.